Cyprinodon variegatus (sheepshead minnow) is the source of this 3638-nucleotide messenger RNA. RefSeq names its product melanoma-associated antigen G1-like (gene ndnl2). The transcript has 11 exons. Bases 166 to 1002 code for a protein of 278 amino acids. Gene Ontology annotation, cellular component: nucleus. The record is from RefSeq and is a predicted model, not a curated record. NCBI's taxonomy places the organism in Eukaryota, Metazoa, Chordata, Actinopteri, Cyprinodontiformes, Cyprinodontidae.
UUGUAGCGGGAAGUCGACAACUGAAACAGCCGAUCCAAAAACUGUUUUUUAAUUUUUUUACUGAAACGGUCGUUUUAGCGAAUGAGUGAAAUAGUUUAGCCUAUUUUUAUAAACAACUAUUGAGCAACCUAACUCUAGACGCACUCUGUGAGACGCUCUGCAGCCAUGACUCAAAGAAAACGACCCUCUAACACACUGAGGCUCAGUCAAAGUAAACGGCAGUCCAACAGCGUUAUGACGCAGGAGGAAGACGAAGAUGUGACGUUUACACAGCCAAGCUCCUCCCAGGUCCAAAGAGGUCUGGAGAAACUUACACCUGCGCAGGUUGACCAAAAGACUGCUGAAGUGGUGCAGUACAUCCUGGUAAAAGACCAGAAGAAGAUCCCAGUGCGCAGAGCAGAAUUGGUUAAAAAUAUUGUGAAGGACUAUAGAACAGUCUAUCCUGAGAUCAUAAAGAGGGCAAAACGGAUAUUUGAGCAGGUGUUUGGCUUAAAACUGGUUGAGAUUGACCCUAAAAAUCAUAUGUAUAUUCUGGUCAAUAAUCUGGAUACCCCUGCAGCCGCAGCCUCACCAGUCAAAUGUCCAAGCAACCCAAAAACAGGUCUGCUGUUUGUGAUCCUGAGUGUUAUUUUUAUGAAAGGAGGCAUUGUCAGAGAGAACCAAAUUUGGAACACUCUGAAGAAACUCCGAGUUGAUCCGGGGCAGAGACAUGAGGAGUUUGGUGAUGUGAGGAAGGUCGUCACUGAAGAAUUUGUGCGUCAGAGAUACUUGGAGUAUACUAGAAUCCCACACACAGAACCAAUAGAGUAUGAAUUCCGCUGGGGUCAUCGGGCCGACAUGGAGGUGUCCAAAGCUCAGAUCCUAGAGUUUAUGGGUCAGCUUCAUGAACAGGAUCCUCGGAGCUGGAGUCAGCAGUACAGAGAAGCUCACACUGGAUCCAGCUCGUCCCAAAACGCCAGCUCCAGCCAAACCUCCAGCCAUGCCAGCACCAGCAGAAAAUAACUUCAUUCAUUCCUAAAAACUCUCCAGACAUGCUGCUAGUUUCAGCCCAGUUAAACCAGGCUAUCAGCUUCUCAUCAUCUUGGUAAAAGCUCCAAAGUUGACCUCGGUCUGGACGCCGAUCGAACAUCAGUGUGGGAAAAAAACAUGUUUAAAAUAUUUUAAGAAUUUAUUCCAUAUUUUGUUUAUUUUUGGUGUACAUCAAAGCUGCAGAGGACAGACGUGGUCAGAAGUUUCUGCCAUCUCACAAUUGUUGUGAGGUUUCAAUGUUUUUAACUUAACUAGAUUUUGUAUUUGGAUAAAUAUUUGUAAAAGGCUUUAUUAGCUUUUGUAAAGUUUAGCAAAAAUAAAAUAUUUUCAUUUUUUUUUUUUUUUUUUACAACGGGUAUAAAAUUAUGACAAACGUCUCUGAAGAAGCUGGGUGUGAAAAAGCUCCCCUGAUAUCACUGUCCAUAUUAUCAGAAGAGAAAAAUUAGAUUUAAGGAACCUGUUGAGUUAAUUUAUCAAUUUCAAUCUUUAGUUUCUGUCUGAUAAAUCUGGACUAGAUUCUAACAAAGUGUAAUUUUUUCCAGAAUAACUUCAGGAAUUCAAAAAUAACCACAGUACAAACAUGAAGUUGAUUCAGGCACCUAUUUUUAUCCACACAGCAUGGCUACAACAACAACAGCUUGUACAACAAAUGUGAACAAUGUUUCACUGUUAGGCAGUCAGUUUUAAAGAUCCAGGUUCUUAAAAGUAAAUUACAGUGAUUGACUGAGACACAGAGGUGAAAUGCUAAGAUCAUGAUUAAAAAAACACACCAUGAAAGUGAAGUAAAGAAAAAUCACAGCCCAAUUAAAAGUGUAGAGAAAAGCUGGUUCUAACCAAUCGACCAUUUACUGGAAGUUACCAUACAUGUAUGAAGCAGUAGCUUUGCAAAUGGGUUUUAAAAAGUGCACAAGUGCAACAGAACUCCACAGGUAGAAUUUAAAAACAGAUUUCAGGUAAACCAGGAAGAGCUUCAGAAACCUGUUACUGCAUUUUCAAAGAAAUCAAAAACCAUAUAAAAACGAUUGGUCUCAAAGUCAUUAUUUCAACUUUCAUAAUUAUGUGAGGCAUGUUCAAUUUCAGAGUAGGGAUUGAGAUUGACCCAUUACAUGCAAUACAUUCAGAAAAUGUUGCCAGAUGUGAUGUGAUAAAUGAACAAUUAUUACAAUGCUUUGAUCCUCCUGCUUUGGAUUCAUGGAAAACAGAUAACAGCUGCUGGAAAAUAUAUUCAUUGAUUGAAAAAAAUAACUCCUAAUGACUUCACCACCUAAAACUUUUUAUGCUAUUUUUAAACGUGUGACCAAAUAUUUAACAGCAAUUUUUUUUAAGUCCAGGCCUUUUUUUGGUUUUUGCAAUGCAGUGAUGUUGUGACUGAUAAAUUCUAGGUAUAUUUAGUGCAUUUCUUUUCUAAAAUGUCAUUUCAACUAAUGACUUAUAUAGGUAGAGUUAUAACUCAUAUUUAUGACAAAAUUUGUCUCGUUUAGUUUUAUUUUGAAAGUAUGAGACUUGCAAUGUUUAUAUCCCUUUGGGAUCAAGUAAGUUUAUUUUUGUUGCUUUUUUUUCUUGGAAGUUUGGGGUUUUAGAAAUACGCUGUCGUAAAAGAGGAGUAAGUUCAUUAGUUUAAUGUUUUGGUACCACAGUAACAGGAGAAAAUCACUGGAAGGAAUGCUGGUAACAAUCUUUGAAAUAUCACAGCAGAAAAGUAUACAUCUAGACCCUUUAAUGAGCUAAUGUAAAUCUUCACAUUUUUUUUUUUUAUAAAGGAAAAAAAAAAAUAGUCUUCGCCUAUUGAGAUGGGCUACAUACUUAAAGAGGCUUGAAAUAAAAAAUAAAACUUGUUUUCCUGAAUUGGAAGCUGUUGUUUAUUAGAGGAAAGUUUGCUUGAUGCAUCAGCUGACCAAUCAUAACAAUCUGAAAUAUUCAUCACUUUGCUUAACAGAUCUGCAUUUUUAUUUCUUCCAAAGAUAGCCUCUUGUUUGCUACUUUUUUUCCAAAAAUUAUAUUAUUAGUGGAUUGAAAGAAAAAAACCCAACAAACUUGGAAAUGGUGUAACCGAUGCCAGAUCAGAAUUUAGCAGCUUUUGUGUUUCCACUAUGUAGCACAGAGGAGCGGUUGGGCUCCAGGAAAGAUUCUCUUUUUUUUUAGUCCAGGUGAAAUUCUUCUCCACUUUUUUAUUUUUUGGUUCCUGCAGAAGGGUUUGUAGAUAUAAGACAGUGUCUCGCUGCUAAAACUCUUUUCCCACAGUUGCUAGUUGAGUCUACGUAGUUUGACAAUCAUUGACAAAAACAAACAUUUAGAAAGAACACUGUGGUUUAGCACUGAUAAGUACCGGACGGUUAAUGGCAUAAAGCCAUCCAGAGCUUUAAAAGCUGCUGUUCUGAUAUUUUUGAUGAUGUCCCAGUCUUGUUUUCAGCUAUUUGGCAAAAGUUUCCCCCUGCAGCUGCACACUGCCAGCCAGCUGGAUGAAACCCAGGCUGCCUCACUUCCCCCCUGCUGGUCAAAUCAGCUGUAUUCUGCAUAUUUUUCUAUAUGUAUCUAUAAUGCUCAGUUCCUUACAGCAUAAGUAAUAUUUAUAUUUUAGUUUUGAAUAAAUUAAAAAGGAUAAUCUGAUG